CUCAGUAUUUCACUCCAGCUAGUUAACGGUCAGAUCUCGAAACCCAAUGGCGGUGGCCAUCAGAGGAGGCCGAGGAGCAGGAGGCGGUGGACUUGGUAUGGGCUUACGUGGCUUUUUCUCUUACCGGAUCUUUGUCUCCGCCAUGUUCUCUCUUCUUUUCCUUGCUACUCUCUCCGUCAUUCUCACCACUCAUCCCUCCACUUCUCAUCACGACCCUGCGCUUCCGAGUGUUGGUAAUGCAUAUGUUCAACGAACCUUUUUAGCAUUGAAAUCUGAUCCACUUAAGACGAGGUUAGAUUUGAUUCAUAAACAAGCCAAUGAUCAUAUUGCUUUAGUUAAUGCAUAUGCGGCGUAUGCCCGGAAGUUAAAGUUGGAUAUUUCUAGGCAAUUGAAGAUGUUUGAUGAUUUGGCUCGGAACUUUCCGAUCUUUCUCUCAAACCCACUUACAAAGCUUCUCUUUUUGAGCCUGAGGGUGCUGUUGAUGAGGAUUGUUUGA
Mangifera indica (mango) is the source of this 496-nucleotide messenger RNA. Its product is annotated as probable galacturonosyltransferase 9. NCBI's taxonomy places the organism in Eukaryota, Viridiplantae, Streptophyta, Magnoliopsida, Sapindales, Anacardiaceae. The record is from RefSeq and is a predicted model, not a curated record. The transcript is spliced from 2 exons. The coding region runs from base 47 to 496 and encodes 149 amino acids.